Molecule: messenger RNA, 3967 nt
Organism: Homalodisca vitripennis (glassy-winged sharpshooter)
Lineage: Eukaryota; Metazoa; Arthropoda; Insecta; Hemiptera; Cicadellidae
Gene: Hexim
Product: protein HEXIM1
Exons: 3
Coding region: 174-1166 (330 amino acids)
Biological process (GO): negative regulation of cyclin-dependent protein serine/threonine kinase activity; negative regulation of transcription by RNA polymerase II
Cellular component (GO): nucleus; nucleoplasm; cytoplasm
Molecular function (GO): cyclin-dependent protein serine/threonine kinase inhibitor activity; 7SK snRNA binding
Source: RefSeq, a predicted model, not a curated record
GCUCAAAACGCAACUAAACGUUGUAAUGGCUGGCGUCGUGAAGUGCAGUGAAGUUGGUAGUGACAAGCUGUCCGGAUUUAUCCGCAUUUUUGCCCUAAUUUGGGACUUGUAGUGGUUAGAUAGUGAUUACUUAGUGUCAUUUAUGAGUGAAGAAAGGUAAGUUCAAUUAAGACAUGGCUGCCAUUAAUGAUUGUAUGGAAAGCUUCGAUUUGACGGAUGGAUGCAACACGAAAAACAAUCUCGAUUCUAGUGAUGUACCAGUGCUACCUAGCGGCGAACAUAUGAACAAUUCUUCAAUUUUAAAAUCCAGCGGGAACGAGAAUGUGGACACCGAACCGUGUGAAAGGAGAAAGAAAACGAGAAGAGGAAAGCCUAAACGGAAAAAUCCCUACAAUAAAGAGGGAAAUGAAACAAGAAAGGCAGGUAACAGAUCUAAAAACCGCCCUCGAUUCGCCCAUCGACAUGCAGAUGCCCCUUAUAACACAAAUGAAUUCCUAAUGGAAGAUCAUAAUACUUUUGUAAAAGUGAACUCUCCUCCAGCAGUUUCAACUUCUGUUGGGAAUUCUAGGCCUCCUAGAGUUAGAGACCCCAGCUUUACUAGUGUUGAUUCAGAUGAGGACCAUUUCUACUCCUCCCCUGAAGAUGAAGAAGAAUUUUUAACAAAGGAAUUUUCUAAUACUUACCAAGAUCUUCACGUGGAAACUCUGCAAGGCAUGACGAAGUCCGAACUGAUUCAACAAGUUUUACAGCUUGAAGAAAAAGUUGAUGGCCUAGAAAAAAGAUUAGGAAAUCGGCCAAAAAGUGAAAAGGAUCAGUAUGAUAAAUUGAAAAACUCAGUUGAUACUUCUAGUGAAGAUUGUGAUAAAACAUCAGACAAAAUUAAACAGUUUCAAAUAGAAAUUGGAAGGUUACGGUUAGAAAACGAAAAAUUACAAUUAGAAAAUGAAAUUUUACGGAGACGCAACCGCUCAUCAUCUGUUAGUUCUGUUGAUUCUGAAAGAGAUAGUACCUCAUCUUCAUCUCCUAGUAGUGUUAGUGAACUGUCUGAUAAGGAAGAACUUAUUGAGGCUGAUGUCAAUGAAGAUAUGGAUGAUUCGAGAGGAAAGUGUAGUGUGCCUGAUGAAUUCAUCGACACUGAUGUUGCCAUGAAAGAAAAAGAAGUGUAAAGUGACAAAAAACUGUUCAUCUAGUGUUAAUACCGAAAUACUGCUGUUGAGUUUUUCAUGUGUCUUUUUAAAACUAAAAUGGGCUAGGUUUUGUUAAAUUGUACUCUACAGUGUUAGGCUACUACUUGAAACCAAUAACUGAAUUGAAAAAUAGAAAUGCUUCAAUAUAUAGGUUAGACAUUUUCUGGAAAUUUCUGCAUUAAACUCUACUGAUAGAUGUGUGAUUUGAAACUGCAACAAGUGCACUUGGUCCAUUUCAUACAUGAAAGGUGUCCAUGGUUUCAGAAGAUUGUGGCAGCAGUUCAGUUGUACAGAGACGCAGCAUAUACAGUCAUACAUCGUUUUGUCUAUAUGUUGGAUGGAAAAAUAUGUCUGUGUCUUUUCUAUCCUACUAUCAGUAAAAAAUGUUGUAAGAGAAUCUCAUUUUAUUGUUAGCAGGCCAACAAGAACAAUGUUUAAGUUUUGACAUUUGUUUAAAGUAGUAGUUAUUAAAAACCGUGUUUACGCAGUAUGUAUUUCAAAACCCACCAUUAUACGUUAGUUAUAAAGGAUAACCACCAAUAAUUUUAUUAUUGUUAAAUUGUAUGUAGUUUGUUUUUAAGUUGGUAAAAGUACUAUUUAAACCAUAAUCGGAUAUUAAAUUUAAAUAACUUUAUUAGUCAUGGAAAUGUUACAAUUUAAAUAGUGUCAUGAAUAUUGUUUUACCAUUGACGAAUACUUGUAUCGUUUCAUAAAAAAUAAUUAAUCAAAAUUUUUGAAGAACUAGGCUCUCUUUUUUUAUACAAUUAUUUCUGUUGUGUUUUAUAAGAUGUGUUUGUAGAUAGUGUAAUUUUAUCUAAAUUUGAGUCUGUGAUUUUGUGUACAACAAAAAAUUAGUGUAAAAUGUAAAUUUUGUAAAUCUUUUCAGAUAUUUCUUUCCCUUUUAACUAACUUAAUGAUACAGUUUGUUAUAUACACUGGUGUAUAUUAUAGAAUCAUUGGUCUAUUUUAGUUUUCAGUUUAUAACCUUUUAUUGAUUGACCAAUGUAAUCUAGGAGAUUUUUAUUGCAGAACACCAAUUUUCACUAAACAUUGUCAUGAAGAGCACAAUUGUAAUUAGAAAUGUAAAAAGAAAUGUUUUAACAUACAUAAAAGCUUUAUUGGUGUGAAACUAUACAAUUGUAUAAAUGUAUGUUUUACAAUGUUGAAAUAUUUAUUUUUGUUCUUGAGGUUCUAUGCUACUUACUGAAUAACACAAAAGGUUAUGUGUGUUCUUUUACACUUCUUAUGAUUCCAAAAUGUACAUAGAGGCUAAACACUUGUUGUUUGUAGAUUUGUAGAGUAUUGUAAUUAAUUGUAAAUCUUAAAUGUUUCCAGAUUUAUAAACAUAUAUGUAAAGAUAAACAGAUUUUAAGAUUACACUAAGUUAGGCAUGUAAGCUAAUAGUUUUAAUGAUAAAGAAUUGGAAAAUUUUAACAUGCACAUCUGUUUUACAAGUAUUAUUAUUACUUUAUGUCUCUGUUUAGGUUCAGGACCCUUGUUUUUUAGCAGAUAAGUUCCUCUCCACAUAAUGUUCAUUAGUUUCGCUUAGCAGUUUGUUCAUUACGACACAGUUUAUAGACUCAGCUUUGUAAAUAUUGAUAUUAUAAUGUGCUAUUUUUGUAUGGCUAUUAAACAGCAGCAUGAAGAUGCAGUAUAAAAUUAGAAUUAGUUAACAAGUUUUUUUUAUUGAAACUUUACUUUCUAAGUACUGGGUAUUUUUGCAUGACUUUCUCUGAGCAAAUGGUGAGAAGAGAUUAAAGAAAGUUAAAAAUAUGAACUCUAUGGAUAUUUUGUUUUUAAUUUUGGACUGAAUAUAGUGCAUAAAUACUUGUUAUGUAUUAGUGCUGUUAAAGUAUGCUCCCAACAGAUACGCACACAUUUUGCCCAAAAAAGAAGCAUCUUUUUAUUAUUAUUGCAAGAAAUAACCCAUAAACUGAACCAGGAAAGCCAAAAACAUAAGAAAUACAAAAACUAAAAAAAUAUUUUUACUUAAAUUUAAAGGUAAUGCUUUGACUAGUAAAGUAUUUUUCCUGUAUAGCCUUGUUAAUUCUCUGUGUUUUUAUGUAGGUAAUUAUGCAAAUGUAAUUUUCCUAUAAUUUAUAUAAAGUAAUUGAAUGUAAAAAAUGAAAUGAAAUUAAAGAAUGAAAGGGUUUUUAACAUAUGAUUUAUACUUUAAUUAGUCAUUAGCGUGCAUAAAAUACAAAUUGUAAAAUUUAAAACAAUGAAUGAAAGAUGGUUAAAUUUUCUUAGCAAAUUUUAACUUUCAACUUAGUAAUAUUGAAAAGUAUGAUAAAGCUUGCUUUCUUGAAAUGAAAGUUUAUUCAAGAGUUGAAAAUAAUCGGUGUUACAGAUUUGUAUUCAGUCAGUCAAAAAUACAUCUAUAAAAGCUUUCUUCAGUAUGUUAUAAAUAUCACUUUCUCACAAUGUGUGGCAGUAUUAAACACCUUUUCCAAUUGGCCAGUAUAAGGUUUCUUCCUGAUUUAGCUUACACAAUUCAGUAUUUUGUUUGUAGGUGUGUACUUGCAAGCAUUUGUUUAACAUAGUUUCAGUUACAUUAUUUAUUGCCCAGUUGUCAUAUAUGACAAUAAGUGUACAAGUAUCAUUUAGGCUAUAUUUUUCAUUAAUAGUUUGUGUAAGAAUUAUCGUUAUCAUUAUAUAAUAUAUCAUGUUUCAGGAUUUCAGUCACCAGUAUUAAAAUGGUUAAAGCUGUUUAUUAUUUUUCUGUACACUGUUGGCUUGAUUACUUAUCCGUUAAAAAUGAUUUAAUUGAUUAUUUUCCA